Gaeumannomyces tritici R3-111a-1 is the source of this 2815-nucleotide messenger RNA. RefSeq lists its product as hypothetical. Lineage: Eukaryota; Fungi; Ascomycota; Sordariomycetes; Magnaporthales; Magnaporthaceae. The transcript has 2 exons. Bases 880 to 2070 code for a protein of 396 amino acids. Gene Ontology annotation, cellular component: nucleus; SWI/SNF complex. Gene Ontology annotation, molecular function: transcription cis-regulatory region binding; transcription coregulator activity. Gene Ontology annotation, biological process: regulation of transcription by RNA polymerase II. The record is from RefSeq and is a predicted model, not a curated record.
CCGCAACGUGCCUCUCCAUCGCUCUCUCUCUCGCUCUCUCUGCCUCUUUGGUUAUAAUCUGCCGCCUCGGCCGGCUAGCUAGCCCAACCAGCCUCCUUGCCCUCCCCCUUCGAACUCCGUCCCCAUCCUGGGCGGCCGAAGAGAUAUUUUUGGCCGUUGCUUGCAGCUAGCACACGUACUUACACACGGCACGGUCUACAUUUUUUUUUGUUGAUCCGUUUGCCUUUUUUAUUUCCUUCUCCCUUCCCACCUACCCCCGCCGGCUGCUCUUCGCCCAUGUGCCACUUGUGUGCAUCACAGCCGAGAGAGGAACUGAGGUCGCCGGCGUGCCGCACACACCUUCUCCGAGACCCCCGACCGCUGCUGGCUUGCUCACUGCCAAUGCCGCAUGUUAUACCGCAACCGUAGCCAAACGUCCUUUCUUGUUUUCUCGGACUUCUAGCGCGCCUUCAGCUGGUGCUUUGUUCCUUUUAAAAAGCUCCCAGUGGCCCACCCCACCAAGACCGCCGGCCUGGUGUUAGUCGACCUUUUUCGCGCGGACCGAGACACAACCGUCUCAUCGGCUUUCCAGACUCCUGCAAACGGGCGACCGAUUCCUGAUCCCGUCAGGUGUCAUCAGGAGUAUAUCCCGAAAAGGCACCGCUCCCAACGGCGUCGGCCCACACGGGACAGUUUCCACCUGUUUUUGUUCUCACAACCUCAACCGCUCGAAGCCGCACUGCUGCUUCGCGGUCGACUGUUGGCAGGCUCUCUCCCACCGCCGAGAGCCAACCCGCAGGUAGCACGAGACCCGACGCGGCCGGCAACGGUUCCUCGGGCACUCUGGUGGCAGCGGGCUUCAGCACGCUGCUGCCACCCACGACACCACCGACGGCUCCCAUGCCUUCCGACACGAGCGCGCAGUCGACGGCCUCGACGACUAGCAAUCCUUCCGAUGGCCACCGUACCCUCGUUAUCGCGCUGACGGUCGUCUUUGCCGUCCUCGGCGUGGUCCUCGUCGCCGGCGCCGCCGUCCUGUGCCACAGGUAUAGGCGGAAGCGGGUACCGUUUUUCGAGCGGGGCAUCACGCCCAUCGACGACGACGAGAUCGAGAGCUGGAAAAUUAGCCCCGAGGAGCGCGCCGAGAAGCACGUGCCCGAACCCACGACGAGCGCCGGCCUAACCAUCACGGUGCCGCGGUCCUCGGAAUCCAACCCCAGGUCAUUCCGGCCCGGCACCGCAGGGAGGGACGCAUCAGCAGCAACAGCAACAGCAGCAGCAGCAUCAUCGGACCCAUCGUUACCACCAACGACACCGACCAAGAAGGUGCCCAGCGCCGUCAUCGUCUACCAGAACCAGGUGUCGGCCAGCUGCUCGCCAGAUAUCCCGGGCUACCGCAAGUCCGAGGAGCUGUCGCCCCGCUCCAUGGCCUCGUCGUCCAAUCUCGCCGGCUCGAGGUACGGCCGCGCGAGCAUGGACAAGGACCUGCCCCAGACGCCCAUCCAGGCGCGGGCGCCCAAUGCGCGCGAGGGGCUGACGGACCAGGCCAUCCCCGGCGACGAGCCCUACAUCCCGCUACCCAAGCGGCAGCUGUCGCGCAUCUCCAAGAUGUCGGGGUCCGUCACGUCGCCGCGCCUGGCCCACACGCGCGCGCGCAGCUCCCGGAGCAGCCUGCGCAGCCUCGGCCUGAGCUGGGACCACCCCCAGCAGCAGCAGCAGCAGCAGCAGCAGCAGCAGCAGCAGCAGCAGCAGCAGCAGCAGCAGCAGCAGCAGCAGCAGCAGCAGCAGCAACAGCAGCAGCAGCAGCAGCAGCGACAGCAGGGGCCCUACGGCUACUACGGUGCGUCCGAGCAGGAGCUCCCGCGCGCCGGCAGGACCUCGAGCGACUACCCGCGGUCCUCGGCCGCCAGCUGCUCGCCCCCUCACCGCUGCGGCAACUACUCGCACCACCACCACCAGUACUCGGGCGCGUCCAACCACUCGCGCGUCUACUCGACCUCGUCCAUCCCGCCCAGGCUCUCGUUCAGCGACGACAUGUUUGGCUCGCCGAGGCCGCUGCUGCGCGAGGACAUUGGCCGCGCCAUUGGCUGAAGCGUCGCGAUUUAACAUCAGCUCAUACACAUACCAUCACUGCUCCUUCUCAGCGACAUAUUUUGCACGCUUUGCCUGCUCAAACACAGCUCACUCCUUUUUCAGUGCCUUCUUUUCGUCUUCAAAUGACUGCUCUUUUUUGAUGACCUGUCUUGAAUUCACUCCGAGAUCUUGCACCAGACUCGUCGAGCAUUUACCUUGGCUUGUGAUUUCCAUCUGGCAACGUUGCCGUUUUCACUAGCGUGUUGUUUCUUUUGUCUUUUGGGAGGUGACAUCAACCUCGGUCUACGAUACGAAAGUUUGCCAGCGCCCAUCUUAUGACACGAGGGCUAGCAUUUACCCUUCAUUUUUCUUUUUCUUCAAUUUCUUCACUUGACGGUUAUGAGGAGGAUAUACCCCAGAGACGACAGAUGAGGAGAGCGUCUAUAAGAGAUUUUCUUUUUUCAACAGAGAAACUUUUUAUUAUUAUUUCGAGGGCUGAAUAUGCGGGAUGGCCUUGACAUCCUACAGCUCCUUUUAUUAUCCGCCCAACACUGUUCAACUAUCUGCAUGCUAUAAUACCAAGACGGUCAGGGAGGGCAUUCUGCUUCGAGAUGUGUAUUCCAUACUACAAUUAUCCAAUGUCGCCCGCCAUUGGUUUGGGUUUUUAUAGCAUAUCCGGCACAGGGGUGAUACCAAGCACGCCAGGGACUUCCCACGGGGACACUCGAACAAUCCGGAACCAACAUAAUACUCUUGACUACCA